Messenger RNA from Haliotis rufescens (red abalone), 870 nucleotides. RefSeq lists its product as uncharacterized. NCBI's taxonomy places the organism in Eukaryota, Metazoa, Mollusca, Gastropoda, Lepetellida, Haliotidae. The record is from RefSeq and is a predicted model, not a curated record. The transcript has 2 exons. The coding region runs from base 1 to 870 and encodes 289 amino acids.
AUGAGGACAAGCGUCCAGACAGGGACAGCUCGGGUCGGAAGUUACACAAACGCACAAAGUCAGCCAUCUGGCGCAAGUUCUCAAUCAUCGCCGGCUGGGUCAAGCACGAACGGGACAUCUGCCCCAGCUGCUUCUAACUCUACAGCAACACCACCGGCUCGAAGCGAAUCCUACAACGCAACAAGGGUAGCCGCUCUUCUCAAAGCACUGGUGGCUCCAUCUGCUCCUCUCCUGCCCUACGCUGUGGUUGAUCCAAUUCCGUAUGGAGCUGCCCGGCUUCCAGGCCAACAGGCACCAGUGGAGCUGGUAGGUCCGCGUCAACAAACAGUACCAGCGCCCGCAAACAGUCUUACAAAGCUGGGACGUGCUCUGUUAUCGGGGUACGUUCAAAGCUCUCCACCGAAGGCAAAACCACCCGUAGCAGCACCACCGGCUUACAAUCCGAGCUACCCCACCUCAAAAGGCCUGGGAGCUAAUAUGAUCAACACCCCUCAACAAUCAAGCUUGUAUGGUCCUCUCGGCAGCGUUGCUGUCCCUGGAAAUCAACUCAACACCAUCAACCCCAGCAGACUUGCCCAGCUCCGCUCCCUGUCUGCAUCUCAGCUCCAACAAACCAUCAUGAUGAAGCUGAUUGACGUUGGGGCCAAGAUUAAGGCCGCUAGGUCGCUGGACUGCAAGACCGUGGCUUCUCUGAAGGGACGGCGGGGACGUACCUCCCGCUCCAUGAGCUGCGAUGACGACACCUGCCCCGUCUCCAUGUCCUGCAAGACGGUGUUUCACGUUGCCUUCUGCUGCCCCCAGGGAGUGACAUACAGGAUGAUCCAGAGAGAAGCCCAGAACGAAAUAACGAACAUCUUGUAUGACAACUAG